UUGCUGGGGAGAGGCGCGAAGAGGCGGGAGGGAGUCCCCAGGGCAGGCGCUGAUUGGCUGAGGUGAGAGCAGCUUUCCUUCCGAUGAUUCGGCUCUUCUCGGCUCAGUCUCAGCGAAGCGCCUGCAGCCGCCGUUUGAGUCGUCCAUCCCGCUGUCCCCUCAAGGAUCAGGAGCCGGCAUCGCCCGCCCGCCCGCCCACUUCCCCGGUGCCGCUGGGAGGAAGCGAGAGGGAGGCCGCCUGCGGGUUUGUUGCCACUGCUCGACCCCCGCUUGGGAAGCCGAGCCCCGGCCCAGUCGGUCGCCUACCACCCCUUGUAGCCGUUAGCCGCGGGCCGCCACAGCCGCCGGCCGGGAGAGGCGCGCGUCAUGGCCUCCGGAGCUGAUUCAAAAGGUGAUGACUUAUCAACAGCCAUUCUUAAACAGAAGAACCGUCCUAAUCGGUUAAUUGUUGAUGAAGCCAUCAAUGAGGACAAUAGUGUGGUGUCCUUGUCUCAGCCCAAGAUGGAUGAACUGCAGUUGUUCCGAGGUGACACAGUGUUGCUGAAAGGAAAGAAGAGGCGGGAAGCUGUGUGCAUUGUGCUUUCUGAUGACACAUGUUCUGAUGAGAAGAUUCGAAUGAAUAGAGUUGUUCGGAAUAACCUUCGCGUUCGCCUAGGGGAUGUUAUCAGCAUCCAGCCAUGCCCUGAUGUGAAGUACGGCAAACGUAUCCAUGUGCUACCCAUUGAUGACACAGUGGAAGGCAUCACUGGCAAUCUCUUCGAGGUAUACCUUAAGCCAUACUUCCUGGAAGCUUAUCGACCCAUCCGGAAAGGAGACAUUUUCCUUGUCCGGGGUGGGAUGCGUGCUGUAGAGUUCAAAGUGGUGGAGACAGAUCCCAGCCCUUAUUGUAUUGUUGCUCCAGACACAGUGAUCCAUUGUGAAGGGGAGCCUAUCAAACGAGAGGAUGAGGAAGAAUCCUUGAACGAAGUAGGCUAUGAUGACAUUGGUGGCUGCAGGAAGCAGCUAGCUCAGAUAAAGGAGAUGGUGGAGCUGCCACUGAGACAUCCUGCCCUCUUUAAGGCAAUUGGUGUGAAGCCUCCUCGGGGAAUCCUGCUUUAUGGACCUCCUGGGACAGGGAAGACCCUGAUUGCUCGAGCUGUGGCAAAUGAGACUGGAGCCUUCUUUUUCUUGAUCAAUGGCCCUGAGAUCAUGAGCAAGUUGGCUGGUGAGUCUGAGAGCAACCUUCGUAAAGCCUUUGAGGAGGCUGAGAAGAAUGCUCCUGCUAUCAUCUUCAUUGAUGAGCUGGAUGCCAUUGCUCCCAAAAGAGAGAAAACUCAUGGGGAGGUGGAGCGGCGUAUUGUAUCACAGUUGUUGACCCUCAUGGAUGGCCUAAAGCAGAGAGCACAUGUGAUUGUCAUGGCAGCAACCAACAGACCCAACAGCAUUGACCCAGCCCUGCGGCGAUUUGGUCGCUUUGACAGGGAGGUAGAUAUUGGAAUCCCUGAUGCUACAGGACGCUUGGAAAUUCUUCAGAUCCAUACCAAGAACAUGAAGCUGGCAGAUGAUGUGGACCUGGAACAGGUAGCCAAUGAGACUCAUGGGCAUGUAGGUGCUGACUUAGCAGCCCUAUGCUCGGAGGCUGCUCUGCAGGCCAUCCGCAAGAAGAUGGAUCUGAUUGACCUAGAGGACGAGACCAUUGAUGCUGAGGUCAUGAACUCUCUGGCAGUUACUAUGGAUGACUUCCGGUGGGCUUUGAGCCAGAGCAACCCAUCAGCACUGCGGGAAACUGUGGUGGAGGUGCCACAGGUGACCUGGGAAGACAUCGGCGGCCUGGAGGAUGUCAAACGUGAGCUUCAGGAGCUGGUCCAGUAUCCUGUGGAGCACCCAGACAAAUUCCUCAAGUUUGGCAUGACACCUUCCAAGGGAGUUCUGUUCUAUGGACCUCCUGGCUGUGGGAAAACCUUGCUGGCCAAAGCCAUUGCUAAUGAAUGCCAGGCCAACUUCAUCUCCAUCAAGGGUCCUGAGCUGCUUACCAUGUGGUUUGGGGAGUCUGAGGCCAAUGUCAGGGAAAUCUUUGACAAGGCCCGCCAAGCUGCCCCCUGUGUGCUAUUCUUUGAUGAGCUGGAUUCAAUUGCCAAGGCUCGUGGUGGUAACAUUGGAGAUGGUGGUGGGGCUGCUGACCGAGUCAUCAACCAGAUCCUUACAGAAAUGGAUGGCAUGUCCACAAAAAAGAAUGUGUUCAUCAUUGGCGCUACCAACCGGCCUGACAUCAUUGAUCCUGCCAUCCUACGACCUGGUCGCCUUGAUCAGCUCAUUUACAUCCCACUUCCUGAUGAGAAGUCCCGUGUUGCCAUUCUUAAGGCCAACCUACGCAAGUCCCCAGUUGCCAAGGAUGUGGAUUUGGAAUUCCUGGCUAAGAUGACUAAUGGUUUCUCUGGAGCUGACCUGACAGAGAUUUGCCAACGUGCUUGUAAGCUGGCCAUCCGUGAAUCCAUUGAGAGUGAGAUUAGGCGAGAACGGGAGAGACAGACAAACCCAUCAGCCAUGGAGGUAGAAGAAGAUGAUCCAGUGCCUGAGAUCCGCCGAGAUCACUUUGAGGAAGCUAUGCGCUUUGCCCGCCGUUCUGUUAGUGACAAUGACAUUCGGAAGUAUGAGAUGUUUGCCCAGACCCUUCAACAGAGUCGGGGCUUUGGCAGCUUCAGAUUCCCUUCAGGGAACCAGGGUGGAGCUGGCCCCAGUCAGGGCAGUGGAGGUGGCACAGGUGGCAGUGUGUACACGGAAGACAACGAUGAUGACCUGUAUGGCUAAGUGAUGAUGGCAUUGAGUGCAGUGAGCUGGCCUGGCUGGACCUUGUUCCCUGGGGGUGGGGGAGCUUGCCCAGGAGGGACUAGGGAUGCUCCCACAGCCUGCUUCAUUCCUCAGUCUGAACAGUUCAGCUACAGUCAGACUCUGGACAGGGGGUUUCUGUUGCAAAAAAUACAAAACAAAAGCGAUAAAAUAAAAGUGAUUUUCAUUUGGGAGGCAGAGAGUGAAUUACCAACAGGGAAUUGGGCCUUGGGCCUAUGCCAUUUCUGUUAUAGUUUGGGGCAGUGCAGGGGACAUGUGUGGGGUGUGAACCAGGGCACUACUGUCACCCCCACAGUAAAGCAUCUGCACUUCACUCAAUGUUGCCCGAGCCCUCCGUUCCCCAUAUCCAACCUGGGUAGGUGGGUUAGGGGCCACAGUUGCUGGGUGUUUAUUAUAUAGAGAGUAGGUUGAUUUUAUUUUACACGCUUUUGAGUUAAUGUUGGAAAACUAAUCACAAGCAGUUUCUAAACCAAAAAAAUGACAUGUUGUAAAAGGACAAUAAACGUUGGGUCAAAAUGGAGCCUGAGUCCUGGCCCCUGUGCCUGCUUCUUUUCCUGGGAAGGGCCUUGGGCUACCCAUCACCCCAUUACUGCCAAGGCACUCUUCCAAAUGUGAAAUCCUGGAGGUAAGAUUGCACCCUCUUCACCUCCUGAUUAAGACUGGUAUGAUAUCUACUGCUUUGUCCUGUGUCUGCAGUAUCACUGGAUAGGACUAUGGUGAAGGGGAAACAGGCUGAUGGAGCUCCAGAUGUGGAGAAUGUGGCAUCCCUCCACCUAUGUUUGAUGUGGAUGGUAAGGCUAGGUCUGCAGAGCUCCCUUAUCCUGACCAAGGACUGUAUUGCGGUGCCCUCUAAAAAUCUUGGGAUUGCAAAGUCAUAUAAUUUCUGUCUGCAGGUGAAUAUUCUCUAUACCCCCUUUUAUGUAUCUAAAAAUCCCAAAGAUUCACCCCCUGGUUGAAGAUCACAAUUAUGUCCAGCUUUACUUUAUGUAACUUGUAUUAUAAAAAAAGAGCUUUUUGCUAA
Molecule: messenger RNA, 3847 nt
Organism: Galeopterus variegatus (Sunda flying lemur)
Lineage: Eukaryota; Metazoa; Chordata; Mammalia; Dermoptera; Cynocephalidae
Gene: VCP
Product: valosin containing protein
Exons: 17
Coding region: 367-2787 (806 amino acids)
Biological process (GO): mitotic spindle disassembly; retrograde protein transport, ER to cytosol; autophagosome maturation
Cellular component (GO): cytosol; nucleus; VCP-NPL4-UFD1 AAA ATPase complex
Molecular function (GO): ATP hydrolysis activity; polyubiquitin modification-dependent protein binding; ATP binding
Source: RefSeq, a predicted model, not a curated record